UUGUUAACAAACAUUUUGGAUCUCUGAACUUAAUUUUCUCUCGAGGAACACAACCAGAAAAAGAGGUCUGGUACAUCUAAACCUAGCACGUUUGAACCCCUUCGAUCCCCGACCAGUCCCAGAGACCUGACCCAGUCGUGCUACCAACAUGGCGACGAAAUCCCUAUCCGACUUUGAGCUGGAGGCUAUCAGUCCAAGUAAAGACCUUGUGAUGUUCGAAGACAUUCUAGAACACUAUGAGCCAGACCAAGAUAUAUUCGUAAUCUAUUCUCUUGGUCACUCUUACACCGCUAGCUCCAGGGAUUGGGUUGGUCUCUUUCCAUCUAACUGGACCACCACUAGGGAUUAUGUUACCUUUGAAUGGGCUCCGAAAGUACCGAGAAAUGAAAACUUCAAAGAUAUAAGAAGUGUUUUAUUUCAAGCCAAAAAUAUUCAGGUAGAGUACAAUGAUUUCACCAAGUACCAGUUCCUCUAUGUGGCUAAAGGAAACAUCGUUGUCGGUGUCAGUCCUCAGUUUAAGAUCCAUCACUGCUAUCCUGAUGAUUCUGCCCUCUUCACAUACGACGACUUCGAAGACUGCACAAAGCUUAUAUUAAAUGAUUACCCACCUUCAAAACAAAAAUGUAACAUAGAUCAAUUUGAAGUAAUUGGUUCAAGUCUUUCUGACACUGGUAUUUCAAGUGGAAGCCAUAGCAGUGAAUUUCUCUCAGUGGACAAAUUCUUCCCUAGCAACUGCAACAGCAGCGCAACCAUCCUCUCCAAAUCUGAUUUCCCAAACAUCGACUUUGACGAUUAUGUACCCGUUAAGAAAGAAAGUAGUGGUACCAUUUUCGGGAACUUAUUUGAUGACCCAGAACCAAACGAUGAUAUUGCCCCUUCUUCAAAAUCAAGCGAUUCGGAAACUCUAUUCGGUGAUCUUUUCAACGAACAUAAUAAACCCGAAGAAGGUCUUAAGCGUACGAGAGAUGCAAGCACAAUGAAUGACAUAGAAGAUUUCGGAUUGAAGUCUCUUAAGAUCGCCAAGAUGGAGUGCUCUAUAUUACCUGUAGGCCCCGUUGUAAAGGACUAUUAUAGUAAGAACGAUAAUCGAGCAGUCGUUCCCUACACGGAUAGAUCAAUUGUCGAGUACAAACCUCUAUAUUCUAUUACUAAACAAGACAAAUAUGACACACAGGAGUCUGAUCUGUUGAUGCCAGUUGCAACUACCUACUUUAGAAAAGACAAAGAUGAUUCUAAUCUCCAAAAUGAUAGUCGCAACACCAACGAGAUGAAUGCACUCCAGACUCAACGUGAGUGUCUUCAAGAAUUCUUCAAAUUAUAUGACAGAGUCCAAGGGCCAGCUAGACCCAUAUCAGUGCCUCAGUUUUACAAACAGAUGAUCAUCAACGCCAAACCACCAGCUCCAAGGAAACCCAAGAACCAUAAAAAGAAGCGCAUCUGCAAGGAAUGCAGGAAAAGGGUCUCUGAACUGAAGGCUUUGAACAAAAAAACAUCUGAUCUUGAGAAACAGUUGAGUAAAAUAAAACUUGAAGUCCAAGCUCAAGAUGAUACAUUGAAUAUAAAGACCAUACUCGCCAAUGAGCUGUCCAAACAAGUGAAGAACUUGGUAUCAGAAAACGGCAAACUGACAGCGGCAAACGAUCGGCUUUACACCAGAAAAUCAGACCUACACUACAUGGGCCAGGAGAACAGGAAAUACCUGACUGAGUUGGUGAAGGUGAAACAACAACUUGGCCACCUCCAGGACGAGAAUCUGAAGCUCCUGCAUGAGAAUGGGUGGAUGGAACAUAAACUGAAAAUCUCAUUCGAGGAAAAAGAAAGCAUUCAAGAUUCUUAUUAUCAGCUUGAGCAAAAAUUCUCGUCUCUCAAGGAGACCUAUGAAGGCCUAGAGAAACACUUGGACGAUAUCAUGUUUACUCUUUCCAAAAAGGGAUUCACGAGAUUGAUUGACACUGAAGGCAGAACAGUUGAACUUUGUGGCAGUAAGGGAACACUAAUUCAACUGGAAGGCUGGAAUCUUGCAGUUAAUAAGAAGACAGAAAGGUUCAUGUCUCGAAUCAGCGAGCUUGAGGAGAACGUUGUUGAGUUGAAAGAUGAUAGGAAGAAGCUCAAUAAACUUGUCUCUGAGAAGGAGUUGGAAGUCAAAGAAAUACAAAUUAACAUUAGGAGUGAGACAUUGAGCAGAACAAAACUUCAAUCCGAAUUGGACAAUGCUUCUAACAAACUGACUGAAAUAUCAAACAAGGAAAGUGCCCUAUCCAAGUUACUGAUAGCAGAGAAGAAGCGAAAGGGAGACUUGAUAAGGCAACAUUUGAGGCGCGAGAACCAGUUGACGGAAAGGAUCCAAAGUUUGCAACAUGCUCUGGAAUCUUCUAAACUUCUUAUUAAACAAAGGGAGAUGAAAAGGUCAAAUAAGCAGACACAGAGUGAAGCUGUUAAGGCAACUGGUGUGUCUGUUCAACGUGAACCACUCGCCAAUAUGCAGGUGGCCCUCCGUGUACCAACAGCUGUUGAUAUCUUCCGGAAAGGAGAGGAAGGACCACUUGUCCCUGAGCCACCAGUAACGUGUUGGGCAGACGCAUGUGACCAACACAACAACAAUGUCACUUCUGCAUCGUGCGUCAUUGAAAUCCCCGAAGACGAGGACGAAGCUGAUGACAAUGUUAAGAGUAUUGACAGUACUGCUGCCUCCCUUGCUGCGUCCAUUGUGCAAGCCGUUACCACCAGCGCAUUGGAGAAAUCAACUGCUGUUGCCAAAGGGGUAUCACAGGCGAUCUUUGGAAAUGGGGGAGCCAAGCCUAAGGCAGUCCAUAGACGACCAUUCUUUAGAACAUACACGGGGCAUAAGUCUUGCAUUGGAAGAGGAAACUCUACCAGCCAUUCCCCAAAGUACAUAAAACCAGGACAGGCGUCCCGUGUUAUCACUACCCAAGUGAAACCCAUGGGCGCUGGAAUUAAAAAGGAAAAAUGUCCCCAUUGCUGUGUCGUAUUUCCACUGAAUUUCGAACAGUCCAAGAUUGAUCAACAUAUUGAAAUGCAUGAGAAAUACACAUGUUGACUAGGACUGUCUGCAAUUCAAAAAGUUGUAGAUGACCUCGCGAAUGACUUUGAAAUAUGUUAUGAGGACUUUCUAGCGGAAAAGGCCAAAAACUCUUUAGAAUCCUAAAAUUUAGGAACUGAACUAUGAAGCCAAUCAUUUUGCUAACGUAACGCCUUUCCUUAAAUUAUCAAUUUGUUGUAGUAUUUAUAGGCAGAUGAGACACGUAUCUCCAUUUUCAUGGCUGUUGUACGAUGUUAAUAACAAUUCACAUUGUAAGACGUACAUUGAGCUGGACUAAUAUACUUCUCACAAUUGAAUGAAUUUGCUAAUGUUUUGUACAAGCUUUUUUUAACAAACGUAUUCAAUCUUUCUUUA
This is a messenger RNA of Owenia fusiformis, 3415 nucleotides long. NCBI's taxonomy places the organism in Eukaryota, Metazoa, Annelida, Polychaeta, Sabellida, Oweniidae. The record is from the annotation of a GenBank genome assembly.